Molecule: messenger RNA, 1596 nt
Organism: Neurospora tetrasperma FGSC 2508
Lineage: Eukaryota; Fungi; Ascomycota; Sordariomycetes; Sordariales; Sordariaceae
Exons: 4
Biological process (GO): carboxylic acid metabolic process
Molecular function (GO): carbon-carbon lyase activity; pyridoxal phosphate binding
Source: RefSeq, a predicted model, not a curated record
AUGGCAAGCACACCUCUACCGGAUCACAUACAACCCACCUUCGUGGACGAGAUCCUCAAGCCAAUAGAAAGCAGGAUUUCCGAACUCCUCGACGAGUUCUGUCCCGUCAAUCAGGGAACCGAGAGGCUGAACGACGUCAAGAAGCUGGUGGUCAGCUACACAGUUCUCCAAAUCCUCACGCAAACCUUCGACCCCAACCUCUAUGUCACGCCUCGCCCGGAAGACCUGGCUCACGCCGAAGCCUGGGUAGAAAACUACUGCCGCGAUUCGUCCAUCUACUCUGGCGGCGAGCCACCACAGAACCCGGGCUUCGCCGGCGACGGCAAGGAGUUCUACUCGACACUUACGCACAUCUUGGCUGAUAUCGUGCCCGCUCUCAACUCGCAGGCGCUUUCCUCGCGCUACUACGGAUUCGUGACAGGGGGUGUCCAUCCCGUGGCGCAGGCUGCCGAUAAUGUGGUUACGGCACUGGAUCAGAAUGUCCAGGUUCACAUGCCUUCGACUCAUUCCAUAAGCACCGUUGUGGAGCAUCACGCUCUUUCGAUGCUCCGCUCGCUCUUGGAUUUGGAUGGGUUCCAUGGUAAGACUUUCACGACUGGAGCAACGGCAAGCAAUAUCAUGGGCCUUGCAUGCGGUCGGGAGGCGGUCAUCUCGGCAAGGCUGCCCGACUACGCAAAAAAUACCGGAGGGGUAGGCGAGUUGGGGCUCUUGGCUGCGUGUAUGGCGGCGGGCGUAAAGGAAGUACAGGUCUUGACGAGCAAGGGCCACUCAUCCCUUUACAAGGCGGCGAGUGUCGUGGGGUUGGGGAGAGCGGCGGUUAGGGAUUUGGGGCUCGCGGAUGCCCCUUGGUUAUUGGACUUGAAAGCCGUGGAGCGGGAAUUGAAGCGCGAGGAUGUGGCGAACAUUAUCGUGGUGAGCGCCGGAGAGGUAAACACCGGGCAUUUUGGGACGACUGGCGAAACCAUGAAAGAGCUGAGGCAGUUGGCCGAUCGAUACAAGGCGUGGAUCCACGUUGAUGGAGCCUUCGGCAUAUUUGCUCGCGCCCUUCCCAAGACUGAGAGGUUCGCCAAACUGUUUGAGAGGACUGCUGGCUUGGAGUUGGCGGACAGUAUAGCUGCUGAUGGUCACAAGUUGCUAAACGUGCCCUAUGAUAACGGCAUCUUCUUCUGCAGCAGUCCGGAAGUUAUGAGCCAUGUCUUCCAAAACCCUAACGCGGCAUACCUAGCGCCAGUAGCAUUAACGUCAAGAUCUGGUACCACCACCGACAUUCAAAGCCCCUUACACGUAGGCCUUGAAAACUCGCGACGGUUCCGUGCCCUUCCUGUAUAUGCUCUACUCGUGCAUCUCGGCCGCGACAACAUGGGCGAAAUGCUGGCCAGGAUGGUCGACCUAGCGCGAAGAAUUGCCGCCUUCAUCCGGGACUCGGACAAGUACGAUUUGCUGCCCGAUGAAACAGCUGAUAUCGAAUGCACGCACAUCAUCGUCUUGUUCAAGGCAAAGAAUCCCGACCUUAAUGAGGCCUUGGUAGGGAAAAUCAAUGAGACAAGGAGGAUGUAUGAAGUUGGAGGGUUGAUGUUGAAGAAGAUCUGGCGGCUG